Sapajus apella (tufted capuchin) is the source of this 1034-nucleotide messenger RNA. Its product is annotated as zinc finger protein 28 homolog. The transcript is spliced from 3 exons. Gene Ontology annotation, biological process: regulation of DNA-templated transcription. The coding region runs from base 1 to 828 and encodes 275 amino acids. The record is from RefSeq and is a predicted model, not a curated record. Lineage: Eukaryota; Metazoa; Chordata; Mammalia; Primates; Cebidae.
AUGGAAAGCACUCUUGGCAGAGCCAGAAUUCUCAGGGACCUGGAGGCAGGUCUACCGCUUUCUUGGCUCCCAAAGGGGCUGCGGCAUUCAUUGCCAGUCCCAGCCUCAAACAGCCCACCUCUGGAGAGUGCACUAGCCCCUGGAAACGCGGGGGUUGGAAUUCCUUUAAGGGGUUGGGCCCAGCCCCUCAGACCCUUUCCGCGGUCCGCCCCGGGCAACCAGAACUACAUCUCCCGGCGACCCGCGCGCCUGAAGCUGCUUCCGCCCCGACCGGACUUUCCUGCUGCGGAUUGGCUGUGGCUGCUCUGGCUCCGACGAACGCUCCCGGUCCCCGAAGCGGCGCCCGGCCAGUUGGUUUGCAAGCUGGAACUUGUCGUGCAGGGAUUGAUGGCAUUCAAGGAUGUGGCCGUGGACUUCUCUCGGGAGGAAUGGGACUUCCUGGAUGCUACUCAGAGGCACUUGUACAGAUGUGUGAUGCUGGAGAACUACAGCAAUCUGGCCUCAGUCAGACUUUCCAUUUUAAAGCCAGAUGUGAUCUCCUUAUUGGAAGAGGAAAGCCAGCCUUGGCUGGUGAACAGGGGCAUGACAGCAGGACCUUGCCCAGGUGAGUGGGAGCUUAGGAGCAGAGGGGAGGCUCGGCAGCCAGCUGGCCUCGCAGCAGCAUCUUGGAUAUUUUUGCUGGGAACUGCUGCUCCCAGGAUGAGGCCUGAAGAGGGAGAGAAGGAAGGCCUGAGACCCAGGGAGAAAAAUAACUUCUCUCUCUCCCCUCUUAGUGAGGUAGGUAGGAAUCCUCCUUCCCCAUGCUCAUCCUCUUUACCUACAGAUUAAGUCUAAUUCUUUCCCUGCUUAUCCUUGUCAUUUAGACCUGUGUAAAUAUUGUCACUUAUAAAACAUAUUUUGGAAAAACAUGAAUUGAAUACUUAAUAUUUAAUGAAUUAUUCCCUUUUUAAAAUUUAUUUUCUUUAUUCAGUAAUUGAUGCUUUAUUCAUUUACUCUUUAUCCAAAAUGCGUUGAUGUUUAAUUUUUAUUUUUAU